This is a messenger RNA of Exophiala spinifera, 1251 nucleotides long. RefSeq lists its product as uncharacterized. The transcript has a single exon. NCBI's taxonomy places the organism in Eukaryota, Fungi, Ascomycota, Eurotiomycetes, Chaetothyriales, Herpotrichiellaceae. The record is from RefSeq and is a predicted model, not a curated record. The coding region runs from base 1 to 1251 and encodes 416 amino acids.
AUGCGUUCUCCGAUCAUCUUGCUCGUUGCAGCCCUCACGGGCAGUUCCCUUGCACAUCCUUAUGCCCAAGGAUGGGGAAGCAACUCAACCACCACGAGCACGACUUCUCUGUCGAGCAGCACCACAUUGGUGUCGACGACGACGACGAGUGCUUCAACCAGCAGCGUGAGCACCAGCACCUCGAGCUCAACAUCCUGCUCCACAAAGUCGCAUAGCUCCAGCACCUCCACCAGCUCAGUCCCAACGACGAGCUCGACUUCGUGCACCACGACAUCGUUGAAGCCGACAACCUCGACAACCGCCUCCACUUCGAGCACGACGACCAAGAAACCGCACAAGACAACGACCACAAGCGUUGCCACAACCACAACCAGCGUUCCUGCAACCACAACCACCCCUGCGACGAUUUGGACCACCAUCACCACCACGGAAUGGAUUACAAAGACCAAAUUUGUUCCAUGCUCUACCCCGGUGGCGACUCAAGGCGCAACCACAAUUUACACGACCUGGGUCACUGCCGAGACCUACACCACCACCACAUGCUACCCUAUCACAACUCCAUGGCACCCAAAGCCAACUUCAACUCCUCCCGCCCAAAUCACGACAGCUCCUGUCUGCCCUCCUGCAGUGACCAAGACCGUGACUGUGACCGUGACCCAGCCUCCUAGCAAUGGCGGUUCUGGAACUUACUACCCACCAGCACAAUGCAACCACUGCCAGACCAUCACUUACAUUGAUGUCUGGGGUAUCACCUGCACAAUCGCCAUUCCAAACCCUCCUGCACCAACCACGACCACGCUCACCACUGUCGUCACGUCUACCCAGAAGCCAACGACCACUGCGGCCCCGACAUCCACCAGCACAAGCACCACCACGAAGAAGCAUCACAAGUCUACAACCACGACAUCUGCUUCUAGCACUUUGACCACGUCUUCUUCUUCUGUCUCGACCACCACGUCUGCGUCAACCACAUCCACUUCUUGCACCACCACAUCCGCAUCCAGCACCUCUGCUUCAACAACCACAUCCGCAUCAUCCACCUCUGCUUCGACGACCACCUCUGCAUCCACCACAUCCGCCUCUACCACCACAUCCAGCGCCCCUACAACUUCCACAACUUCGACAAGUGCACCAGUGACCACGAGCACUACGUCGGCAGCCACAACUACCACGCCAGCAGUGACAACCACAUCCGCAGUCACUACCACAUCUGCUCCAGUCUCGACCACCAGCGCUACGACAGUGUGGUAA